CAGUGGUCCGGUCCGAGUUGAUCGGAAUUUCAAACAGUCGUUGUUGUUGUUGUUGAAAUGAGUGCGUUCCAUUAGCUGCAGAAUUGACCUGAUACAACAUGGAUGCACAUGAGUGUAGUAAGCUAAGCGAUGACAUUUCAGCCCCACUGUGGAUGUUCUGGAGGCGUCGGCGUUACGUAGUGGUGUUCAUGACUUUUCUUGGAUUCUUCAACGUCUAUUCGCUGCGAGUAAAUUUGAGUGUGGCCAUUGUUGCUAUGACAGAGCUUCGGCGAUUCGAGCUAGAGAAUGGAACUUUUGAGUUUGAACGAGAAUUUGACUGGAGUUCUAGUGUACAAGGUUACGUUCUAAGUUCUUUCUUCUACGGAUACGUGUUUACCCAAGUGCUGGGAGGUUACAUGUCAAAUAAAUUCGGGGGUACAAAUGUUUUUGGAGUCGGCAUCGGAGUAACGGCAUUUCUUACGUUACUGACCCCACUGGCAGCCCGAGCAGGAGUUGGAUAUUUGAUUGCAGUUCGAGUUUUGGAAGGUUUGUUCGAAGGUGUGACUUUCCCCUGCAGCCACGCUAUCUGGUCUCGGUGGGCGCCACCCAGUGAAAGAUCACGUAUGGCUUCGAUUGCGAGUACGGGUGCUUUUGCCGGGACUGUCGUGACGAUGCCUUUGAGUGGAUUGUUGGUUAAUGCUCUUGGGUGGGAGAGUGUGUUCUAUUUUUUCGGUGUGGUAGCCUGUGCUUGGUACGUCACUUGGAUUCUGAUCGUAAGGCGAUCUCCGGAAGACGAUAAACGCAUAUCGGUUCGUGAAAAAGCUUUUAUUGUUCAAACAUUGAACCGGAACGAAGGAGAACGGGAAGAUGUGCGGCACCCGUGGAAACAGAUGCUAUCCUCCAGAGCGGUCAUUUCCAUGUCGAUUGCUAGUUUCACAGAGGAUUGGGGUUAUUAUACUCUUCUGACGGGAUUACCAACAUUCCUAAAAACCGUUCUCGGUUUUGAUCUGCAAGAAUCCGGUUUCAUCUCAGCCCUUCCCUACCUGCUGAUGGGUAUUCUGCUGAGCAUCGCUGGAUAUCUGGCAGAUUGGUUACAGAUUCGUGGCUUCCUGACGACGACCCAGGUUCGUAAGUAUUUCACCUGUGGAGGCUUUCUAACUCAGCUGAUCUGCAUGAUGCUCGGGGCGUGGAUUUUGAAUCCCAUCCCAACCAUCAUCUGUGUGACGAUUGCUGUCGGCAUGGGAGGAGUCGCUUGGAAUGGAUAUCUGGUAAACCCGCUGGAUCUGUCACCGAAAAGUGCCGGUGUGCUGAUGGGAAUUGCCAAUGGCUUUGCAACGAUUGCGGGAGUAAUAAGUCCCAUUGUCAGCGGUUACAUCACCACCAACAACAGCGAGGACGAAUGGAGACUGGUAUUCUACAUAACAGCCGGAAUUUAUGUGAUUGGAACACUGAUCUACUGGAUGUGGGGGUCCGGUCAACUACAGUCAUGGUCGGUGGAGGUCAGAGAGCAACGUAAAAAUCAGCAAAUGAAAGAGACGGGACAUUAGUUACUGAAAACGUUGAAAGCG
Malaya genurostris is the source of this 1547-nucleotide messenger RNA. Its product is annotated as sialin-like. Gene Ontology annotation, molecular function: transmembrane transporter activity. The record is from RefSeq and is a predicted model, not a curated record. Lineage: Eukaryota; Metazoa; Arthropoda; Insecta; Diptera; Culicidae. Gene Ontology annotation, biological process: transmembrane transport; monoatomic anion transport. The transcript has 5 exons. Gene Ontology annotation, cellular component: plasma membrane. The coding region runs from base 99 to 1526 and encodes 475 amino acids.